UUUAUUUUUUGGCCGGAAAUCAUCGGUCGUUUCUUAGGCGCAGGGCCUCUUAAACAUUCCUCAUUGGUGGUAGCCGCCUUUUUCAUGAUCCAGUUUUUAUUUCUUCAAACCGACAGCCUCCUGUCCCGAGAGUAUUGUGGAAAGGUAUAACGUUACUAAAGUGUGCUACCCUCACUACUCCGCGAGCUGUGAGGACAAGACACCAAUGUAUCUCCCGAAAUGGAAACAACCCCCAUCUGAUUUUUCCCCGUCCUUGUUCGACUCUUUAUGUCCAAAGCCCUGGCGGUAUCAGUCAGCUGAUGACAUGGGCAACUCACACAAGAUGAGUCCACGAGCAGCAUAUGGAGGUGGUGGUUAUGUGGCUGACUUGGGCUACGACCUGCAGGCAGCAAUAAGGGUUGUGGAACAACUAAGUGAAAACAAUUGGAUCGAUCGUCAAGCCCGAGUGGCAAUCGUGGAAUUCGGUAUUUUCAACAGUAAUAUGAACAUCCUGGCGGUAGCAAAUUAUUUCUUUGAGUUCCUACCUACUGGCGGUGUUUUCAGUCACGUCAAAGUGGAAAUGUUAGAGCUGUAUGGCACAGAGAGUAGUUUUCUUAAGCUUGUUCUGCUUUGUCGUCUUCUUCUUAUCAUCAUGAUCGUCGCUUACUGUGUCAUAGAGACUGUAAAGAUGUGCCGUCAAAGACGAUCCUACUUCAGAAACGUUUGGAACUGGCUCGCCCUUGUUGUCAUCGUCACAUCUAUGACAGCUGUGGUUUCUCACAUUAUGCGUGUGAAGACAACUACAGAUACUGUUAAGGAACUACAGAAGAACCUUUAUGCUACUGUCAGCUUCCAUAAAGCUAUAAGCUUGCUCGACAUUGAAACAACGUUUUUAUCUAUUGUUAUCUUCCUUGCGACUAUCAAGCUGCUGAGUCUCCUGCGCUUCAGCAAGCAAAUAAUUUUCCUUUCCAUAGCGGUUCGGUUCGCUGGGAGAUACUUGGCCUCUUUCUCAUUUGUGUUCUUUGUUAUCUUCUGCUCGUUUGCUACUAGUGGCAUGGUGGCAUUUGGGGCUCUUGUAGAGUCAUAUUCCAGCUUUCCCCGAGUUUGCGUCUCCCAGUUUGAGUUUCUUCUCGGUAAGGCGGUGCCCAAUUUUGAGAUGGCUAAAGUUGACCCUCUUCUAGCCUUCCUGUUUUCAAGUCUUUACAUUUGUUCCAUGACACUCUUCUUUCUAAAUGUGUUCAUCGUUAUUUUAAACGGUGCUCUGGAAGAGGUUAAAGAUCACCUUGAUGCUGUGACAGACGAACUCGACCUGGCUGAUUUCAUGACUCUCUAUUUGUUUCAAGGCAUUUCCAACAUUUUCGGCAGGAAGAAACGCAAGAAGCAGAGACUUUAUUGCGAAAACCUGACCUUUGAAGACGAAUGCGCGUAUGUGGAAAAUUGUCUUGUUGAGAUUGAUCGCAGAAUCUCCAUAUUGGCAGAAGACGCUCUGACGGCAGGGCGGGUUCGAUUAAAGAAAGCUCGGUUGCGAAAGUCAUCAUCGUCCCAAACUAAAACUCCCUUAGUAAAAGACAAAACAGGCACCAGCAAAACAGAAAGAACCUCUCAAUAUAUGGACCUACCCUUGGAAGAAGCUUCAAAUGACGAAGAGGUGUCGACUUCCCUCAGUUCUGAAAAUGAAGAUCAAAUAGUUUCAUCUACCCGUGCAGUGCAAGGUAUCUCCAAUCCUUUGUACUCAAAUCGGCUCCCUACGAGAACCGAAAUGGACAACACUGAUGAGGCUAUAGAUCGACCAAUUACGUCCUCUGCAAUUUAUGUUGAAAUUGAACACCAAGACACUCAAAUGUAAAGCUAAUGGAACCAUGCUCAGUUGCUUUUGUGUCAAAUGGUACGUUUCGUUCUUGAAAGGGAAUUAUUAGCUGUUAUUUUUUAACUU
Orbicella faveolata is the source of this 1912-nucleotide messenger RNA. RefSeq names its product polycystin-2-like protein 1. Gene Ontology annotation, biological process: detection of mechanical stimulus. Gene Ontology annotation, molecular function: calcium ion binding; calcium channel activity. The record is from RefSeq and is a predicted model, not a curated record. NCBI's taxonomy places the organism in Eukaryota, Metazoa, Cnidaria, Anthozoa, Scleractinia, Merulinidae. Gene Ontology annotation, cellular component: membrane.